AUGUCGUCUUCAGACGAGGAGGGGUCAGGGGAAGAGUACCUGUUUAAGAUCGUGAUAAUUGGAGACUCGGCGGUCGGGAAAUCGAACUUGCUGUCUCGCUAUGCGCGCAACGAGUUCAAUGCGCACUCCAAGGCCACAAUUGGGGUGGAGUUUCAGACACAGAGCAUGGAAAUCGAUGGCAAAGAGGUCAAGGCUCAGAUUUGGGACACUGCUGGCCAAGAGCGCUUCAGGGCUGUCACCUCUGCCUACUACCGUGGCGCUGUUGGAGCUCUCAUUGUCUAUGAUAUCACUCGCAAGACCACUUUUGAGAGCGUUGGUCGCUGGCUCGAUGAGCUCAAGACCCAUUCGGAUACAACUGUGGCAAUGAUGUUAGUGGGCAACAAAUGUGAUUUAGAGAAUAUUAGGGAUGUCAGUGUUGAGGAUGGUAAAAGCCUUGCUGAAGCAGAGGGGUUGUUCUUCAUGGAGACAUCUGCCCUGGACUCAACAAAUGUUAUAAAGGCAUUUGAGCUUGUUAUUCAAGAAAUAUAUAACAAUGUCAGCCGGAAGGUCUUGAACUCAGACACUUACAAAGCAGAAUUAUCCGUCAACAGGGUAAGCCUCGUUAAUAACGGGGCAGACGGAUCAAAGAAAAGUCAGGGCUACUUUUCUUGCUGUUCCGGGUGA
Molecule: messenger RNA, 663 nt
Organism: Prunus armeniaca (apricot)
Lineage: Eukaryota; Viridiplantae; Streptophyta; Magnoliopsida; Rosales; Rosaceae
Source: the annotation of a GenBank genome assembly